Molecule: messenger RNA, 2732 nt
Organism: Carlito syrichta (Philippine tarsier)
Lineage: Eukaryota; Metazoa; Chordata; Mammalia; Primates; Tarsiidae
Gene: VPS16
Product: VPS16, CORVET/HOPS core subunit
Exons: 24
Coding region: 79-2598 (839 amino acids)
Biological process (GO): endosomal transport; intracellular protein transport; vacuole fusion, non-autophagic
Cellular component (GO): HOPS complex; lysosomal membrane; endosome
Molecular function (GO): actin binding
Source: RefSeq, a predicted model, not a curated record
GGAAGCGGAAGUGCCGGCCUGUAGCCCGUUUUAAGUGGGUGUCCCCUCUCCGCUGCCCAGCCGCCUCCUGCAUCAGCCAUGGAUUGUUACACGGCGAACUGGAACCCGCUCGGGGACUCUGCCUUUUACCGGAAAUAUGAGCUGUACAGCAUGGACUGGGAUCUGAAGGAGGAACUCAGGGACUGCCUGGUGGCUGCUGCACCCUAUGGGGGCCCCAUUGCGCUGCUGAGGAACCCCUGGCGGAAGGAGAAAGCUGCCAGUGUGCGACCAGUGCUUGAUAUAUAUUCUGCUUCUGGCAUACCUCUGGCUAGCUUACUGUGGAAGAGUGGGCCCGUGGUGUCCCUGGGUUGGUCAGCUGAGGAGGAGCUGCUCUGUGUGCAGGAAGACGGUGCAGUAUUAGUUUAUGGACUUCAUGGUGACUUCCGGAGACACUUCAGCAUGGGCAAUGAGGUGCUCCAGAACCGGGUUCUGGAUGCCCGGAUCUUUCAUACUGAAUUUGGUUCCGGGGUGGCCAUCCUCACAGGGGCCCACCGCUUCACCCUCAGUGCCAAUGUGGGUGACCUCAAACUCCGCCGGAUGCCAGAGGUGCCAGGUCUGCAGAGUGCACCCUCAUGCUGGACCACAUUGUGCCAGGACCGAGUGACACACAUUCUUCUGGCUGUGGGACCUGAUCUUUACCUUCUCGACCAUGCAGCCUGCUCUGCAGUGACACCCCCUGGCCUGGUCCCAGGAGUGAGCAGUUUCCUGCAGAUGGCUGUCUCCUUCACUUACCGACACCUGGCACUCUUCACAGACACAGGCUACAUCUGGAUGGGGACAGCAUCACUCAAGGAGAAGCUGUGUGAGUUCAACUGCAACAUCCGGGCACCUCCAAAGCAGAUGGUCUGGUGCAGCCGUCCUCGCAGCAAGGAGAGGGCCAUUGUGGUGGCCUGGGAGAGGCGGCUCAUGGUGGUGGGUGAUGCACCAGAGAGCAUCCAGUUUGUACUGGACGAGGACUCCUACCUGGUCCCCGAGCUCGACGGGGUCCGCAUCUUCUCCCGGAGCACCCAUGAGUUCCUACAUGAGGUUCCAGUGGCCAGUGAGGAGAUCUUCAAAAUCGCUUCAAUGGCUCCCGGAGCACUGCUGUUGGAGGCCCAGAAGGAGUAUGAGAAAGAGAGCCAGAAGGCGGAUGAGUACCUGCGGGAGAUCCAGGAGCUGGGGCAGCUGACCCAGGCCGUGCAGCAGUGUAUUGAGGCGGCAGGACACGAGCACCAGCCAGACAUGCAGAAGAGUCUGCUCAGGGCAGCCUCCUUUGGAAAGUGCUUCCUCGACAGAUUUCCACCUGACAGCUUCGUGCGCAUGUGUCAGGACCUGCGCGUGCUCAAUGCCGUUCGGGACUAUCACAUUGGGAUCCCCCUCACCUAUAGUCAAUACAAGCAGCUCACCAUCCAGGUGCUGCUGGACAGGCUUGUGUUGCGGAGGCUUUACCCCCUGGCCAUCCAGAUAUGCGAGUACUUGCGUCUACCUGAAGUACAGGGUGUCAGCAGGAUCCUGGCCCACUGGGCCUGCUACAAGGUACAACAGAAGGAUGUGUCAGAUGAGGAUGUUGCCCGGGCCAUUAACCAGAAGCUCGGGGACACACCUGGCGUAUCUUACUCCGACAUUGCUGCACGGGCCUAUGGCUGUGGCCGCACAGAGCUGGCCAUCAAGCUGCUGGAGUAUGAGCCACGCUCAGGGGAGCAGGUACCUCUUCUCCUAAAGAUGAAGAGGAGCAAACUGGCAUUGAGCAAGGCCAUCGAGAGCGGGGACACCGACCUGGUGUUUACGGUGUUGCUGCACCUGAAGAAUGAGCUGAAUCGAGGAGAUUUUUUCAUGACCCUUCGAAACCAGCCCAUGGCCCUGAGUUUGUACCGGCAGUUCUGUAAGCAUCAGGAGCUAGAGACACUGAAGGACCUUUACAAUCAGGAUGACAAUCACCAGGAGUUGGGCAGCUUCCACAUCCGAGCCAGCUAUGCUGCAGAAGAGCGUAUUGAGGGGCGAGUAGCAGCUCUGCAGACAGCCACCGACGCCUUCUAUAAGGCCAAGAAUGAGUUUGCAGCCAAGGCCACAGAGGAUCAAAUGCGGCUCCUGCGGUUACAGCGGCGCCUAGAGGAUGAGCUGGAGGGCCAGUUCCUAGACCUGUCUCUGCAUGACACGGUCACCACCCUCAUCCUGGGUGGUCACAACAAGCGCGCAGAGCAGCUGGCACGUGACUUCCGCAUUCCUGACAAGAGGCUCUGGUGGCUGAAGCUGACUGCCUUGGCAGAUUUAGAAGAUUGGGAGGAGCUAGAGAAGUUUUCCAAGAGCAAGAAAUCACCCAUCGGCUACUUGCCUUUUGUGGAAAUCUGCAUGAAACAACACAACAAAUAUGAGGCCAAGAAGUAUGCUUCCCGUGUGGGUCCUGAGCACAAAGUCAAGGCUUUGCUUCUCGUUGGUGAUGUGGCUCAGGCUGCAGACGUGGCCAUUGAGCACCGGAACGAGGCUGAGCUGAGCCUUGUAUUGUCCCACUGUACUGGAGCCACAGAUGGGGCGACAGCUGACAAGAUUCAACGGGCCAGAGCACAAGCCCAGAAGAAAUGACGAGUCCACCUGCACAUCUUCUUUAGCGAGGGGCUCCUCCCCUAGCCCAGUCACAGUUCAUCCAGCACCUCUCCCAGAGCAGAGCUGGUGGGAGCAGGAGGGUCUGGCUGUAAAUAAAGUUGGAAUACUCUAGA